Molecule: messenger RNA, 3395 nt
Organism: Colias croceus (clouded yellow)
Lineage: Eukaryota; Metazoa; Arthropoda; Insecta; Lepidoptera; Pieridae
Product: paramyosin-like
Exons: 23
Coding region: 36-2639 (867 amino acids)
Biological process (GO): regulation of cilium assembly
Cellular component (GO): centrosome
Source: RefSeq, a predicted model, not a curated record
UUUGUGUAGUUUGUUUAUGGGAUUAUAAUUGUGCAAUGAAGUCUUCAAAACAGAAAGUUCGCUCAAGCCGUGGAAUUUCCCAAGUCUGUGGUUCGCUGGAUCAAACUAUAAGCAGUCCAGAGUUUCAAGUCUUGCCGAAACUUUGGGGUAAUAAAAAGGACCGUUCCAGUGGCCACAACGCCGAAAAAACACCCAGAGACGGUUGCUCUGCGUCCGAAUCUAAUUUGCCCAGUAAACGCGAUGAGCAAGUCCACCUAGAAGAGAAAGCCGGUCAGGGUGACGAUAAAAGCUCUGACAGUUCGCUCACAAUGCGCGAACCAUCGAGCCCUGAAAAAGAAAAUAUGACGCGCGAAAACGAAAAAGCGCGCCAACGCUUACAGGGUCUGUGGAGGAAUGACAGGGCGGGAAAAAGCGUGGCGUCUAAGAAGUCUCGUUCAUGCUCCCCGUCUGUCGUGGACCUGGAUGAUCCGCUAACAAGGCAAAUACGCGACAUUCACAACAACACACGCAAGAGCGCGAGAAUAAUACGCGACUCGAGGGCGCGGCUGCUGCAAAUACAAAAGAAAUCAACGCUAACAGAAGCCGAAGUGAAAGAGCUAGGUGAACGAAAUGAACUGCUUCUCCGUGAAAUGGAGAGGUUUGAUCGUCUCACCAGGAACAUACAGAAGCUGGUUGGUGCUGAGGUGGUACAGAUGAGGAAAACUAAGGAGGAGAACAUGCCUGAUGAAAUACCCAUGCGUGCUUAUGAGCCGGCAGUAUACCACGAGAUGAAAAUGAACCAUCCAACCGUUGUUUUGGGAUCCGCUAAUCCGUUCGGUAUAGAAAAGCAGACUCGAAGCAAAUCCGAAAUUGAUCUGACUCGCAAAUUGAGUGAAAGUUACGAUAUGCAAGAGAAACUGGUCGCUGAUAAUGCGGAUUUAGAAGUGAAAAGAUAUAUACUGUAUAAGGAGUUGAUGACAAAAGAUCAACAUUUGGAGAAUUGUCGAGCGCAAAUAAAAAGCUUGCAAGGAGAAUUGAAAUUACUGUACAAUGAAAAUACUAGCUUGCAGGAAAAACUCACUAAAAACAAUCCUCAGGGCGAUGCCACUGCGAUGAGCCAAGAUAACCAACCACAGAAAUUAGAUGAUUGUACUAAAGACGAAGAAAUCGUUUGCGUAAAAAAUCCUCAAGAGCUUAUAUCACAACUUCAGUAUUAUAAGACGUACACAGCUGAUAUUGAUAAAGAAGUUGGCGUGCUAGAGUACGAAGUUCGCAAUCUCCGUGCCGAGAUGGAUAGCGUGAAGGCGGGCAGCGCGUGCCGCGGCGGCGGCGCGAACACGUGCUUUGAGCAGGCGCCCGGAGGCCCACCAGUUCCACCGAUGACAAGAGCUUGUGGAGUAUGCCCUCCUUGUCCAGCACCAUGCAAUCCCAACCAUCCCCCUACGCCUGCCGAGAAGGAAGUGCAAAAGUUGACCAUCCAACUUCGGCAGACCGAAGAAAACUUUAAAACUAAAGUGACUGAGUGUGCAAUGCUAAGAGCGGAGUUACUAAAGAAGAAGGAAGAGUUAGAAAAAGAGAGAUGCCAACACCGUGAAGUGCAGAACAGGCUUAGGGAACUAGAAAUGAAGUUCGAAGGUUUGACAACACAAACAAACAUGAUGAUGGGGACAAAGGAACAGGCGUUUGAACAAGAGGUCAAUGUUAGGGCUCUGAAGCAGUGUUAUAGGGAGGCAAGAGAAGAAAUCGAUGAACUGAGGCUGUUGAUGAAGGAACAGAAUGAUCAGCUGCAAGAUUAUAGGGUUAAGUACCUCCAAGCGCAACAAUUAGUAGAGGAGCAACGGCGUCAAAUGGACAUGAUGGACAUGGACAACUCUAGAAUCAGUGAACAGAUCAAUUUGGAAAUACAGAAAGUGAAGCUGAAGUUCCAAGAAAAACUGCAAGAGUUAGCUCCCAUACCGGAUCUUCUAAAGGCGACUCAGAUGAAACUGAAGGACGCGCAACAGUCACAGGCGAUAGCUGAACACAAUGCAGAACAAUUGGCUAGGGAGUUGAAUUCUGCAAGGGAGAAGGUCCACGUGCUCUUGCACAACAGUUUGAAACCGCCAGAGAAGCCUCCAGAGAGGGGAGGAGAUGAGAAGCAGAUGGCGCUGCUGCAGCAGAGGAUUGCACAACUGACUGAGAACAAUAUGACGCUCAAGAGUGAAAUUGAGAGACUCAAGUCGAAUGUGAUACGCAUGGAGGAGUGCGUGCUCGCGAAUGAGAAGCGGCUGCAGGAGAAGAUGCACGAGUGCGCACAGCUCGGCGGCGAGCUGGAUCGCGCGCGGGACGAAGCGGCGCGCGCGCUGCAGCGGGCCAACGAGCGCACCGACACGAUCCGCAAGUGUAUGCAAACGACUGUUGCUGAGCUGGAGAGGCAGCUGGCGUCCACUCGUGCGCAAGUUAAGAACGCUGAGAAGGAUAGGGAAGAGGUCCAAAGCCGCAUGCAGUGCCAGAUCAAGCGUUUGAACGAGAACUUCGAGCAGGCGCAGCUGCGCAUCCUCGGACUGCAGACGCAGGUGCAGACGCUGCGGCGCACCGCGUCCAGCACCGGGGACGGGGACGGGGAGGGGGACGGGGAGCAGCAGGAGUGCGCGUGUAGGGCGUUCUUUGAAAACCCGUGAGGUGAAUGUGUUAUGGUAAAAGGAGUGCUCCUGUAAAUCCUCGUUUGAUGAGCCGGAUUUAAACUUUAAUAUAAUACUACUUAUAUUUUAAAUUGUUAAAAAAUGUAAAAAGAAAUUGGCCAUUAUUCAGAAACUUGCAAAAUCGCUUCUGUGAAGCGAUUAAGACCGAUUUUUAUCUACUAAUCCACAUUUAAAUAGGUACUAAGGUUUCAUGUAUAGUGGAAACCUUUUAAAAUGUGUAUUUGCAUAAAAUUAUAGAAGAUAAUAAUAUAGCCAUAUGAUAGUAUUUGCAAAUUGUGGUUGAAGUGAUGGAUGUAUGAAUAUUCGAAUUGGUGGUUAAUUGAUUUAUUGGAGAAUUUAUAAUGAGACCGUUUUUGCUCGAAUAUCAGGGAAAAUUUCACUGUUUAUAGUGAAAUUUUCCCUGAUAUAUGGUUUGAUUUUAAUUUGAUAAAGGUGGUUAACAACACGAUUGUAUUAGUGAAGUAUUAUUAUUAUUUAUUUUUAUUGGUGAAGAUUUGUAAAAUUCUAGUCACUUUAUGCUUUAACUCCAACACAAAAUUUAACAAAUUUGUUGUUUAUUUCAAUUUUAGGUAUAUUUUAGGUGUUACUUAUGUUUCAAAUAAAUAAUGUUUUUUUUAAUAAUUCAAUCCUGUAACGUGGAGCAUCGCCUGCUGUUUAUUGUGUUCUAUAAUAUCAUGUAACCAUUAUUAUUAUUGAAAAAAAAAAAACAUUUGAAUUAUAUUAUAACUGUGUUUA